AUGAGAAAUCCGCGCCCGGGGACCGUUUAUCAGAGUGCCUACAAUCCCAUUGAUUUAUAUGGUGAUGAUAUUGAGGUGGACUAUCGUGGCUAUGAAGUUACCGUUGAGAAUUUCAUCAGAGUCGUAACCGGUCGUCUGCCGCCCUCGGCACCCGCAUCCAAAAAACUCAACACUGAUCAGUACAGUAACAUUCUCAUUUACAUGACCGGACACGGUGGCAACGGGUUCUUGAAAUUUCAAGAUGACAAUGAGCUAUCUAGUGUCGAACUAGCCGAUGUUGUCAACCAAAUGUGGCUUCGUCGCAGAUACAAUGAGAUGCUUAUUAUUACCGACUCUUGCCAAGCUGAAUCGAUGGGAAGUCAAGUCUAUUCUCCAAAUGUCAUCACAAUUGGCAGUAGUAAAGUUGGAGAAGACUCUUUUGCGCAUCAUUUUGAUUCUACCAUUGGCGUGUUCGUUGCUGAUCGAUACUCUUAUUACGCACUUCAGUUCCUGGAAAAGUUGACUCACGAAAGUCGGCAAAAUAUCGUAGAAUUUGUGAGUGUCCGUUCCAUUCCCAUCCUGUUAAAGUUGUGCUCUUUUGACAUGUGCAAAUCCACGGUUAAAUUCCGUACCGAUUUGCUUGUCAGGGAACCUCACGAUGUGUUAGUUACUGAUUUCUUCUCUAGCACCCAUCAUAUUGAAAGUGGAUCAUAUCUCCUUCCUUCUGGAGAUACCAAUUUAACGAAUGAAGUGUACACUGAAAAUGCCAGUACCUCAAACAAGCCAAUUAUCGACCAUACUUGGACAUAUGUGCAACCCUUUCCUGCGGAGUUGGCAUCUUUGUAA
This is a messenger RNA of Echinococcus granulosus, 825 nucleotides long. Its product is annotated as GPI-anchor transamidase. Gene Ontology annotation, biological process: attachment of GPI anchor to protein; protein localization to cell surface; proteolysis. NCBI's taxonomy places the organism in Eukaryota, Metazoa, Platyhelminthes, Cestoda, Cyclophyllidea, Taeniidae. The record is from RefSeq and is a predicted model, not a curated record. Bases 1 to 825 code for a protein of 274 amino acids. Gene Ontology annotation, cellular component: GPI-anchor transamidase complex. The transcript is spliced from 5 exons. Gene Ontology annotation, molecular function: GPI-anchor transamidase activity.